Molecule: messenger RNA, 1386 nt
Organism: Bathycoccus prasinos
Lineage: Eukaryota; Viridiplantae; Chlorophyta; Mamiellophyceae; Mamiellales; Bathycoccaceae
Exons: 1
Coding region: 1-1386 (461 amino acids)
Molecular function (GO): protein binding
Source: RefSeq, a predicted model, not a curated record
AUGUCGUCGGCUGCGAAGGCGGUUUCGCUCAAGUGUAACGUCUGCGGCCUUCUUUUGAAAAGCGUGGAGGAGUGUCAAACACACGGGGAGAUGACCGGUCACGCUGAUUUUGCAGAGUCAACGGAAACAAUAAAAACGAUGAAGUGUCGAGAGUGCGGGAAACGAUGCAGAAACCUAGAGGAACAGAAAUUGCACGCGAACUUUAACGAAGGUCACAGCGUGUUCGUUCCGUGCGAAGAGAGCGACAACGUGGUACAAACGGCCAAGGAGUUUCGAAAGAUGGAGAACGACAUGCGCGAAGAUGCCGGGUUGCCUCUCAAGAAGAAAAGCUCAAGUAAAGACGACGACGUCAUGAUCAUCGACGAUGACGACGACGACGACGACGACGACGAAAAAGUUGAGCCAGAAGUUUCGAAAGAGAUGGUUGAAAAGUUAAAGGAGCUGGGAUUUGCGCACAAUCGAUGCGUGCGCGUUUUAUUCGCGACGCAGUCGGAUUCAGUCGAGCAGUGCGUGCAAUGGCUCGCCGAACACCAAGACGACCAAGGAAUGGACGAACAACUGCUCGUUUCGAAGAAGAAAGCCGCGGCAGCGGUGAAGAAAAAACUUUCGAAAGAAGAAGCGCGCGUGGCUGCGGAGAAACUUCGCUUAGAUGUCGCCGAAAAGAAAAAGAAGGAAGAAGCAGAGUUGGAAAAAGUGCGAGAAAAAGAACGCAUACGGUCUGGAAAGGAACUCUUAGAGGCGAAAAAGAAAGAAGAAGCGCUGCAGUUCAAACGAAACGCAGAGCUGCGACGAAUAGAAAAACAAGAAGAAGAGAAAGCUCGUGAGAAAAUUAGAGUGAAACUCGAGGAAGAUAAGAAAGAGAGACGAAGGAAACUCGGUUUGCCGGAAGAGUUGACGCCGGAGGAAAUCGAGCGAGAGAAGAAACGAAACGAAGAAAAGGCGCGAAAGGUGAAAGAGGAGGUGGAAAGAAAAGAAAAACAAGGCGUGGGAGUCGUGCGCCCCGUGCAACUCGCGGAGAAUUUGCGAAAAAAACUCGUCGACGUGAAGAAGAAGCACAACGAUACCGAUCCCGCUGGCGUGGAAAGGUGCUACAAAACGCUGUUAGCUUAUCUAGGUAACAUCGCGAAAAAUUUUGAAUGCGAACGGAGCGACGAGGCGUACGAAAAAUACAGAACACUCAAAGUAAACGGCAAAGCUUUUUCGGAAAGAGUGAAAGCGUUCGAUGGCGACGUGUUUUUGAAAACGUGCGGCUUUUGCGAGCAGAAGAACGACGCCGGCGAAGACGUUUUACAUUUGCCAAAGGAAAAAAUAUCGCUCGCGGAACUCCAACAGGCUGGAAUAGAAAUCGAUAACGCCUUGAAGAACCCAUUCUUUGGAGUUUUGUAA